AUGGGCGACGCGACGCCGCUCACGCUGCCCGACAGCCUGCCCUAUCCCAUCACCGUCGUCCGUGUGCGCGUUGCGGCCGGCACGUCCGUGAAGCGCGGUGAUGUUCUUCUGGAGUACAAGUUCCUCUCGGCAACCAAGCGUAAACAACUGGAAACCGAAGAGCGCCAGGGAAAGCGACUCAGUCCGCAACAGUGGGACGGUGACAUGGUUGGCAGCUGGGAGUCGUCGAUUUCUGGAACUGUCCUGAAGUGGGAGGCCGACAUUCAGCCCGGCCGCAAGAUCGAGCGGAGACAGGCGACCAACCGUGCUCCCAUCCUGUCCAAAUCCAUGGAAUGUGCGGUGUCUGUGGUGCGGAUGUCACCAAGUGAGUUCCAAUGUGCAGUACGCAGCAGUGCUGACGCCAGUGAUGACUACAUGUCGGCGCCGGCGGACGAGGCUGGACCAUCACGGCAGGGCGGCUACCAGAUGACUCACGAUGCGUCUGGAGUGACCGUCACCACGAAUGAGGCUAAGCGACUAGAAUCCAUUUCUCAGAAGGAGCUGCUGUCGACGCGCCGCCUGUCGCUGAUCGUCGAUCUCGAUCAGACCAUCAUUCACACGACUGUCGACCCCACCGUCGGGGAAUGGCUGAAGGAAUGCGAGGAGGACGCUGAAGAGGAGAAGAAGGCGGCCGCAUCAGAGAACAAAGAGAAUGAUGGAGGUACGACAGGAGACACAGCCGCCGAUGACGGCAAGAUGGACGUCGACGGCGCGGGAAAGGAGCCUCAGCCUGAGAGUACGACCCCGCCCGGAUCGCCGAAGCGUAAGCGGGAAAAGAACCCCAACGCCGAGGCGCUCAAGGAUGUUGCUAAGUUCCAGCUCGCCGACGACGUCCCACCAGGGGUGUCGCGGCGGCAUCAGCCGGAGCCAGUGCGAUGGUACUACACCAAGCCUCGACCGGGCCUGAACAAGUUCCUCGAGGACAUGUCCAAACUGUACGAGAUGCACGUCUACACCAUGGGCACUCGAUCGUACGCGGACGCCAUCUGCAAGAUCGUGGAUCCAGAGGGCAAGUACUUUGCUAUGAGUGCGAAGAGCCUGGUACGGCUGUUCCCUCACGACCAGAGCAUGGUGGUCAUCAUCGACGAUCGCUCCGACGUGUGGGGCGACUCGCCCAACCUCGUCAAGGUUGUUCCAUAUGACUUCUUCGUCGGUAUCGGUGACAUCAACGGAGGAUUCCUGCCUCCCACGAAGCCCGCCGUCACCGCCUUGGCGAACAUUCUCACCCCCGCCUCCUCGACCGCUUCGUCUCCUUCGCCGAAAACGCCAAAUGACAUCCCGAGUACCGAGGAAGGGCACGACCAGCAGACGAAGUUGUUCCAGGAGAUUCUUGAGAACCGUCCGCUGGCUAAGCUGGAGGAGGAACAGGGUUUCGAGCCCGACGAUGAGGCCGCAAACGGCGAAGAGAAGAAGGAGAGUGAGAAGAAGAGCGGCGAACCCGAGGCAGAGACGAAGGGGGCAGGCGACGAGGAGAAGAAGGAGGACGGAGCUGCGGCAUCGGGCCCUGCCGAGGGCUCAGAGAAGCCGAAGGAGGAUGGACCGAAGAAGGAUGGAGCGCCCCCGCCGAAGAGUGAGGAUAAGGCUGUCUCAAAGCACGACGAGCACCACCACCGCCACCGCAGGCAGUUCUUGAAUGUGAACGACCACGAGCUGAAGCGCGUCGAGGAUAUCUUGACCGAGAUCCACACAGACUACUAUGACGCGUACGACAGUCGGUCUCCGGGCUCGACUAAGAUGCCCCUACAGUGCGACGUACCCCUUCUAAUCGGCGAGAUCAAGGACCAGAUGCUCUCCGGCUGCGUGAUUGUCUUCACGGGCGUGAUCGCGAUCAACCAGAAACCGCAAGACAGCGAGAUCUGGCAGCAGGCCGAAGCCUUUGGUGCUCAGUGCCAGGUCGAGCUGGACGAGCGGGUGACGCACUGCGUGAUCGGGUCGAUCGGGACGGAGAAGAUGCGCCGGGCCUCGCGCAUGCCGCACGUGCAAGUUGUGUGGCUGGCGUGGCUGCAGACGAGCAUAGCCUUCUGGCGGCGCGAACCCGAGGAGCCUUUCCGGCCCCAACUACCCCGGAUUGAGCGGCCGGACACGCCGCCAAAGCCCGAGGACAAGGUGCCGGACGCUAUGCAGAUCGAUCCGGAGGACAUAGAGAAGGACGCCGAGGACUUCAAGGCGGCCUGGGACGAUGCGGCGCAGGCCGAGCUCGACGAGCUCAUCAACGGCGACGACGACGAUGACUGGUCCUCGUCCGAUGGCGAGGACGACGAGGACAAGAAGAACGACAGGAAACGCGCCGCGUCCCGGUCGCCGGAACCGCAUCGAUGGUCGCGCGAGAAUACGCCCAGUCGGUCGAUCCUCUCCCGCGGCCCGUCGCCUGGUCCGCCGAAACAUGUCCGCUACGCUGAUGACGAGAACCAGCCUCUCGAGGACGUGCGCGAGCCCCAACCAGGGGACAUUCCGUCAUACCCGCCCAAGAAGAAGCAGAAAGUCCUCAUGCUCGAUGCGCCGUCGGACGACGACGAUAUCCCGGAGGCUAACCGGAUGGUGUACAAGCCAAGGCCAGGGGAUGGGCUUACAGGCACGCACGAGGACGGCGUGGAGAAGGCGGACGGGUCGCAAGCGGACGGAUCCGAUGGUCCAGACCCGACAAGCAGCGACACGGAGACGGACGAGUUUGCGCGCAUGCUCCAGGCCGAGCUGGCCGGAGAAGGAAGCGGGGACGAAGGGGAGGAGUAG
Molecule: messenger RNA, 2769 nt
Organism: Trichosporon asahii var. asahii CBS 2479
Lineage: Eukaryota; Fungi; Basidiomycota; Tremellomycetes; Trichosporonales; Trichosporonaceae
Product: protein phosphatase
Exons: 6
Coding region: 1-2769 (922 amino acids)
Molecular function (GO): RNA polymerase II CTD heptapeptide repeat phosphatase activity
Source: RefSeq, a predicted model, not a curated record